AUGUCACUUAUGCUUUUAAUGUUUUUGUGUCUUUUGGUUGUAACAUGCAACGCAACCAAAGACAUAUUCAUAUUGGCUGGACAAAGCAACAUGGUUGGUCAAGGAGGUGUUUAUAAUAGGAAAUGGGACGGUGAUGUUCCAAAAGAGUGUAAGCCAAGCCCGUCAGUUUUGAGACUAAGUGCAAAACUAGUUUGGGAAGAAGCCCGUGAGCCUCUUCAUAGAGAUAUCGAUGUGAGAAAAACUUGUGGUAUUGGGCCCGGACUUGCAUUUGCAAACGAGAUAGUUAGAAUGAGAGGCGGUGGUGGUAGAAAUGUUGUAGGACUUGUUCCUUGUGCUGUUGGUGGGACGAGAAUUGAAGAGUGGAGAAAGGGUGCUCCGUUGUAUAAUCAAUUGGUGAAACGAUCUAUUAAAUCGGUUAAGAAUGGUGGUGUAAUAAGAGCACUUCUUUGGUAUCAAGGUGAAAGUGAUACUGUUAGAGAAGAAGAUGCUACGAUUUAUAAGAGAAGAAUGAAGAGAUUUAUCAUGAAUAUUCGAUCCGAUCUUAAACUUCCAAAUCUCCUUGUUAUUCAGGUAGCACUUGCAUCAGGACAAGGCAAGUUUACAAAUAUGAUAAGAUAUGCUCAAUUGAGUAUCAAACUUCCUAAUGUCAUGUGUGUUGAUGCUAAAGGAUUGCGUCUCGAGGAAGAUAAUCUUCAUCUUACAUCAAUGUCUGAGGUUCAUUUGGGCAUUCAGCUGGCUCAUGCCUAUCUCGCUUCCUCCAAUCAUCACUUAAAUUAUACACAAAUUAGUUAA
This is a messenger RNA of Vicia villosa (hairy vetch), 792 nucleotides long. Its product is annotated as probable carbohydrate esterase At4g34215. Lineage: Eukaryota; Viridiplantae; Streptophyta; Magnoliopsida; Fabales; Fabaceae. The transcript has a single exon. The record is from RefSeq and is a predicted model, not a curated record. Bases 1 to 792 code for a protein of 263 amino acids.